Pantherophis guttatus is the source of this 1616-nucleotide messenger RNA. RefSeq names its product DIRAS family GTPase 1 (gene DIRAS1). NCBI's taxonomy places the organism in Eukaryota, Metazoa, Chordata, Lepidosauria, Squamata, Colubridae. Gene Ontology annotation, molecular function: GTPase activity; GTP binding. Gene Ontology annotation, cellular component: membrane. Gene Ontology annotation, biological process: signal transduction. The record is from RefSeq and is a predicted model, not a curated record.
CCCCCCGACGCAGCAGCAGCAUCUCUGCUAUCGCCGCCGCAGCAACAGCCGCCGCCGCGACCUCCUCCCGCGCCCGCACGGAGCGCGGUCCCCGGAUGGCUGCUUGUCGUCCCGGUCGACUCCGCGCUUCCAGGGCAGGCUGAGUCCCUUCCCGCGCCAGGUGGGCAGCCUCUGACCCCUCCCCGCCACCAGCCCGUCCAAGAUGCCGGAGCAGAGCAACGACUACCGGGUGGUGGUCUUUGGGGCCGGGGGUGUGGGCAAGAGCUCGCUGGUGCUGCGCUUCGUCAAGGGCACCUUCCGGGACACCUAUAUCCCCACCAUCGAGGACACCUAUCGGCAGGUGAUCAGCUGUGACAAGAGCGUCUGCACACUGCAGAUCACUGACACCACCGGCAGCCACCAGUUCCCAGCCAUGCAGCGCCUGUCCAUCUCCAAGGGCCACGCCUUCAUCCUGGUCUUCUCGGUCACCAGCCGGCAGUCGCUGGAGGAACUGCGGCCCAUCCACCAGCAGAUCGUGCAGCUGAAGGGUGGCGGGGAGGCCUUCCCCAUCAUGCUGGUGGGCAACAAGUGCGACGAGACCCAGCGGGAGGUGCAGACGCCAGAGGGGGAGGCCGUGGCCAAGGAGUGGCAGUGCGCCUUCAUGGAGACCUCGGCCAAGAUGAACUACAAUGUCAAGGAGCUCUUCCAGGAGCUGCUCAACCUGGAGAAGCGCCGCAACAUGAGCCUCAGCAUCGACGGGAAGCGCGCCAGCAAGCAGAAGCGGACAGAGAAACUGAAGGGCAAGUGCAGCCUCAUGUGAGUGGCCAGCCGGCAGGAGGCACCCACCCAUCCCUCACCAUCCAUCCGUCCGGUCACCUCCACCUCCUUCCCUCUCCUGUGGCCCGGCUCUCUUGGUGCUCCCCAGACCCUGCGGCCUCCCCUCCUGCCCCUCCAACUCCCCAGCAGCAGCGGACUCGGACUGGAGGACUCAGCUGGCGGCGGCUCAGGCCUCCCUGCAAACUGACAACUCAGCCAGACUGUGGUGAGCCCCCUCCCCUGCCAUCCCUGGAGCAAACCUCAGUGGGAACAGAGGAAAGAAGAGCUGCUUCUGCUCAAGGGGGAUUUGCCCACUGGCCCACCCUUCCUCAGACUGCCAGACGGGAGGGGCCGAAGGUGCCCUGACUGACUUCGGCCUGAUGAUGGAGAGCCAGCGGUCCAGCCUGCCCAUCAGCCUGAAGCUGCAGAAGACUCUGGAUUUGGUCAAGAGGGGCCCUUGGGUGACUGCGACCCUCCCAGGUCUGCACAAACACCGGGGGGUGGGAUUGCUUGGCUUCUCACCAGUGAGACCCACCUCACUCCAUCACCCUUGCCAGACCCCAGCCUGCCUUUCUUGGUUUCAUCACCCAGGCCCUGCUGGAGGCCACUGAAGUAGUGCAGGGCCCCAAUGGAGGAGUCCACAGGGAGAGCCCCUCCCCACUCCAAAGAAGGCCCCUCUCACUGCCCUGGUGCUCCAGAGCCAGCAAAGCAGCGCCUCCCAGGAGGCCAUCCCUCCAUCUUUCCCUCCCCCAUAUGCCAUGCCAGACAGUGAACAUGCAGCUUAUUGUGACCUACCCUUAUCAUUAUUUAUUUUUAAUUUA